AUGCCCAUGACCACGGAGGUGCGGCAGGCCAUCACCCAGAUAAAGAAGGAUGUCCAGAUCCCCAUAAAUACGAAAUGGUUGCAGAUCCGCAACCACUUGAUGCAAGCAGGGCUCUUGUACCAGCUGCAGGUGAUUCCCAGCUCCAUGCUGGUGCACCCAGCCAAUCGCGGUGGCGCCAUGCUUUCAUGGCAUGACUGCCACCACAAGGGCCACGCCAUCCUUGCCACAGGCCCAGACUUCGCCAAGAUCACCCAGUCGGUGUGCAUCGAGUUGGCCACCGAUGCAGACAAGCGCCAGGCCCAGAUCAAGGCCAAUGUGGAGCUCUGCGAGGCCAGCGGAGGCCAGCUAGCCAAACCCACAGGGCAGGAAAGGUACCUGAGCCUGGGCAGCUCCCACUUGACCCAGUUUUGCAAGGCCGUCGAGAACAACGCCAAGACCAGCCACUCAGAGCUGUCCAAGCUUUGCCAAGGGGUGCUGAGCCUCGAUGCUUGCACCCAGGGCCAUGGUCCAGAUUCCGUGUUUUCCCGGAUGAUUUCGCAGGGAUGGAAAUGGGAUUGCCUGGCCGCCGAGGUCGAGGUAAUUUUCCCAGACCUCCCAUUGCUCAUCCAGCAAGCUUUGAAUUCCUCCCACAUCACCCAAAGCUCCGGGAAUGAGGUCGAAGCGAUGUUCCACAUCGCUUCCCACUUCGAGGCCACGAAAUCCUUGCCCCAAGCGGUGCAGCUGGCCAUGACCACGCGACCACCAUGUCUGCCAUACAUGAGCUCGGUGAGCAACUUUGUCCAGAACUAUUCUGGGGGGCCAAGCUUUCCAAUCGUGAAGAUCUUGGCCCAUGUGAGUCGAUCCUUCCAGACGUCCCUCAGCCUCGGCCAGGAGUUCACAGAGUGUGUAAGCCAGCUGGAUUUCAAGGAGCCAUCCUCCAUGUUCCCGUGGCUUCGAGCGGCCAGCUUCGCCGCCAACUUGGCCUCUCCCCACUCCAAGGACAACAUUGGGCGGUCCAUCUCCAAGUCGGACGUGGAGAAGCUCCGCCAUCCGAGCCACCGCUCUGAGGUGCUCCAAGCGGAGAAGCAGCUGCAGGUGAACUUUGAGCUGCUGAAGGCCCAAGGUGACCAUGAAACCAACUUGGGGCUGUCCUGCCAAGCGCGGGCCAUGAUCAGGACCAUUUUGUACCUGACGAAGAGGCAGGGCAAGGGCCAUGAGACGCACCACUAUGACAGUCUUGCAGAGAUUGCCCAAGCCUUCGGCACGGAGAUGCAAAAGUUGCACGCGGGUUCCGCCAGCAGCUCCAGUGCAGCACCCAAAGAAGCUGAAGAAGCAGUUUUGCCAAUGCAGCUGGAGGACACCAUGGAUGCGGCCAAGAUCUGCCUCAAGCGAACAGCCAUGCAAAUCGGCCAGUACUACAAGCAGAAAGGCGAAGCCAAGCUGUGGAAGUUCGUCGAGCUGGACCAUGAGAAGGCCCACUUCCACCACCAGCCUUUGUUCAGUUCCGGCGAGGAGCCAGAGGUUCUCACAGUGCCACACGAGGAGUUGAAGAACUUCAAGCUGACCCCAGGCGAUCCACCCCAGCUGGUCGCCACAGACGACAUGGAGCCAUUGCUGCCACAGAACAGCCAGAUCGUGGAGAUGGAGCAGGCCAAAGCCAAGGCCAGCCUCCUGCUCUUCCAGACCUAUAGCAAGUGCUCCAGCUGGCACAUGCCAGAUGCAUCGAGCUUGGUUUGGGCAACCAAGGGCGCUGGCCUGUUUGCCAACAGCCAGCACCAGAAGUUGACGCUGGUGCCAUACGGCACCAUGUCCACCCUGAAGGAUCUGGCCAAGCAGACUGUCAGCAGGACCAGCUGUGUCGUGUCAGGCCCGAACGGCACCCAGUUCCAAGUGUCGGCACCCAAGCUAGACCUCGAGAAAGUGCAGGGCUUGGCUGUGCCUUUCUUCCAUGUCGGCCAGACCACGGAGUCAGACUUGGUGAACAUGGAGGCCGCCACCAUCAACGUGGAGAAGCACACCAUCCCAUGCUAUCGCAACAAGCGCAAGCUCCAGGCUGGGGACCAGCUGCUGGUGCUCAAGCCAGAAGAGAACACGCCUGACAAGGCCAAUGCGGCCAAGGAGACCAAGAAGGCCGCGAAGAAGGAGGCCAAGGCCACGGAGAAGACGACAAAGCCAGCCAAGAAGCCACGAAAGUAG
Messenger RNA from Symbiodinium sp. CCMP2592, 2175 nucleotides. Lineage: Eukaryota; Dinophyceae; Suessiales; Symbiodiniaceae. The record is from the annotation of a GenBank genome assembly.